Molecule: messenger RNA, 4044 nt
Organism: Sorex araneus (European shrew)
Lineage: Eukaryota; Metazoa; Chordata; Mammalia; Eulipotyphla; Soricidae
Gene: SLC7A2
Product: solute carrier family 7 member 2
Exons: 12
Coding region: 138-2108 (656 amino acids)
Biological process (GO): amino acid transport; transmembrane transport
Cellular component (GO): plasma membrane
Molecular function (GO): amino acid transmembrane transporter activity
Source: RefSeq, a predicted model, not a curated record
CGGCGGCUGGGCGCUCCUCUCGGCGCGCAGCACACACGCGGCGGCCGCUCCUGCAGCCUCCCCGGACCGCGGGACCCCGGCGCGCUCCUGCCUCUCCAGAGCGGCGCUAGCGCUGCUGCCCCGCUUUCCGCCUCAGAAUGAUUCCCUGCCGAGCUGCGCUGUCUUUUGCCCGCUGUCUGAUCCGAAGAAAAAUUGUCACCUUGGACAGUCUAGAAGACACCAAAUUAUGCCGCUGCCUAUCCACCAUGGACCUCAUCGCCCUGGGCGUUGGGAGCACCCUUGGUGCUGGGGUUUACGUCCUCGCAGGGGAAGUUGCCAAAGCGGAUUCUGGGCCCAGCAUUGUUGUCUCCUUCCUCAUCGCUGCCCUGGCGUCAGUGAUGGCUGGCCUUUGCUAUGCUGAAUUUGGAGCCCGAGUUCCCAAGACAGGCUCAGCGUACUUAUACACUUACGUCACUGUGGGAGAAUUGUGGGCUUUCAUCACUGGCUGGAAUCUCAUUCUGUCUUAUGUGAUAGGUACAUCAAGUGUUGCAAGAGCGUGGAGUGGCACCUUUGAUGAACUUCUUAACAAACAGAUCGGCCAGUUUUUUAGGACGUACUUCAAAAUGAAUUAUACCGGCCUUGCAGAGUACCCUGAUUUCUUUGCUGUAUGCCUCAUCCUGCUGCUAGCAGGUCUUUUGUCUUUUGGAGUGAAAGAGUCUGCGUGGGUGAAUAAAAUCUUCACAGCUAUUAAUAUCCUGGUCCUCCUCUUUGUUAUGGUUGCUGGGUUUGUGAAAGGAAACGUGGCAAACUGGAAGAUUAGUGAGGAGUUUCUCAAAAAUAUAUCAGCAAGCGCCAGAGAGCCACCGACUGAAAAUGGAACCAGUAUCUAUGGAGCUGGUGGCUUCAUGCCUUAUGGUUUUGCAGGAACGUUGGCUGGGGCUGCAACCUGCUUUUAUGCCUUCGUGGGAUUUGACUGCAUCGCCACAACUGGUGAAGAAGUCCGAAAUCCUCAGAAAGCUAUUCCUAUAGGAAUUGUGACUUCUCUGCUUGUUUGCUUUAUGGCCUAUUUUGGGGUAUCUGCUGCCUUAACACUUAUGAUGCCGUACUACCUCCUCGAUGAAAAAAGCCCCCUUCCUGUAGCCUUCGAAUAUGUUGGAUGGGGUCCUGCCAAGUAUGUCGUGGCUGCAGGCUCUCUCUGUGCUCUCUCCACCAGUCUUCUGGGCUCUAUGUUUCCUUUACCCCGAAUUCUGUUUGCCAUGGCCCGGGAUGGUUUACUGUUUAGAUUUCUUGCCAGAGUGAGUAAGAGGCAGUCACCAGUUGCUGCCACGUUGACUGCAGGGUUCAUCUCUGCUGUCAUGGCCUUCCUCUUUGACCUGAAGGCCCUCGUGGACAUGAUGUCCAUAGGCACACUUCUGGCCUACUCUCUGGUCGCAGCCUGUGUGCUCAUCCUCAGGUACCAGCCCGGCUUAUCUUACGAGCAGCCCAGGUACACGCCCAAGAAGGAAGCCGUGGGACCAGGCAACAGCGCAGCCUCCAAAAGCCAGUCCCAGGUUACUGUGCUGCAGGGCCAGGGCUUCGGCCUGCACACUGUCCUCAGCCCUUCCGUGCUGCCCACCCCCCAGUCUGCUACUCUUGUGAGCUUUCUCGUCGGAUUCCUUGCAUUUCUUGUUUUGGGCCUGAGUAUUUUGACCACUUAUGGUGUCCGUGCCAUCGCCAGGCUGGAAGCGUGGAGCAUUGCUCUUCUGGUGCUCUUUUUUGUCCUCUGUAUUGCCAUUGUCAUCAUCAUUUGGAGGCAGCCUCAGAACCAACAAAAAGUAGCCUUUAUGGUUCCUUUCUUACCAUUUCUGCCGGCCUUCAGCAUCCUGGUGAACAUUUACUUGAUGGUCCAAUUGAGCGCAGACACUUGGAUCAGAUUUAGCAUUUGGAUGGCACUUGGUUUCUUAAUUUACUUUAGUUAUGGCAUUAGACACAGCCUGGAGGGUCGUAACGCGAGGGACGAAGAGGAGGAAGACACCUACUCGGACAACAUCAAGGGGGCAGACGAAAAAUCUGCCAUUCAAGCAAAUGAGCACCACCAGCGAAACCUCAGUUUACCUUUUGUCUUGCAUGAAAAGACAAGUGAGUUCUAACGCUCCCCACGCAGAGCAGACCGGGUCCACGUCCUGGCGCACAUGGAGGAAGCCUCGAGAGAUGUGGUCGUCGUCCUUGGCUGUCGUGGGUCUGCAGUGCAUGUCCCCUGACUUAGCCUCACUCACCUGGACACUACCUCCAGGUGAUUACUCACAUGGCAAAGCCUCCUGAACUCUCUCCUUACUGAGAAUUUUUCCCAGAAUAGUGGGUAUGAGAAUGUCUGUCUGUCUGUCUAUCUGUCUGUCUGUCUGUGCUGGGGAAUAUGCAUGUUGAAAGUCGUUGGUGUCUCACUGUGCACGUUACCUUUCUCCGUGGUGGUGUUCAUGACUGGCGUGUGCUGUGUGGGUCCUGCUGAAAUGGAUGGAUCGCUAAAGAAAAGCGUGUUACAGUCGGGGGAAUACCUGUUGCUUUUUUUUUAAACCAGUCUUUAUCAGUGCCAUUAGCAAACUUGCUAAAGUGUAGCGUCAUUGUAUCUGUCACUGGUCAGGAGUCAGAGGAACACACAUGCCAAUAACAAGUAUAUGUUUCAAGAUGAGUUACACAUGCGCUUGGAUAAGUAGGCCCCAAGGCAGCCCUGUUUUUCCAGGUCACUUCAAGCCAGUCAAUUCUCCCAGUUAAUGCAAUUGGUAGACUUAUUCAUUCCUUUUCCACGGAUAAUGUUAGUUUUCCAUUAUUAAACAAUAACAGUUUUUUAAACCUUGUCAGGCACAGAAUUCAUUCUUUUGUUUCUAAUAUUAGUUGGUCUUAGAUAUGAGGGUACAGUAGGAAAUUCUAUCUUAAUUACUGGCAAAAGAAGAAGGAAUGACAGGGUGUCAGGGGAGAAAACGCCCUGGUUUUGGUUUUAGUGUGCCUCAGAGGGGUUGGAUCUAAUAUAACCUUGAUAUUUAUUUUGAAAGCAGUUAGGGAUGUUUUUCUUUGCUCAAUUCCAUAUUUUGUCUAGGUCUUUACAUUUCACUUCUAUUUAAAUGACAACACUAAAACUAUCAAUGAGUGGGGGAAUAAUUUGUUUUGAUUAAGUAUGUAAGUAUCUAUAUCUGUAGAUAAGUUUUGUGUUUCCAGUGUUAGCAUAUAAAUCAGUGGGUUUGUGAUAAACUUUGAAAAUGAUGCCAUUGUAUGGAUUUAAAAACCCAGCUGAUAUAGAAAUUAAUGUUUUAUAUUGUUAGGUGUGGUUAGCCAAAAUUGUUAAGUUUUAAACUAUUGAAAUAUAGAGCGAUUUUAUAUGUAUAUUAUUUUCUAUAGGUAGAUUCUUUAAAAAGGCUAUUUAUGAUGUUUCUCAUGAAAUCACUAAGCUCUGGUACAAUGCAAUAGGUGCUUUAUAAUGGAGAGAGGUCAUGGGAAGUUGGGAAGUUUUAUUUGUGUUCAUGUUCCUCUACUCACAUUUCUGCCUUGGUAUGCAAACAAAAAAAGCCAGUACUGCCAGCUCAUUGACCACUUCUCUGUUCCUACAUUUGAAUUCAAAAUCUUUUAACAAACUGUCAUUUUUUACUUUCUUAAAAGUAUCAAACUGUUUUGUAUAGAUUUGACUAGUCGUCAGUAUCACUUGUAUGAACUGUAAAAUUUUACGGCCUACAUAAUCUCACAUGCGCAGACAGCUUCAACUCAGAUUUAACUACAUGUUCUCAACUUGUUCAUGGGGAAACUUAUAAUAGUACCUUUAUUUUAUACUCUUUUUAAAAAGAUUAUUUGUAAUUGCCUACCUUACAUUUAAGAAAGUAGCUAUGUUAACUGACGUUUAAAAUCUAUUUAUGGAAACGUAUUAUUAUGAAUUUUGAUAUAUACUGUAAUAUGUAAACUGAUGUAUACUGUAAAUGUAAACUGCUUAAUCACCUUUCCUCCAGAGAUAAGUAUGAAGAACACUAAGACCAAACAUCAUUUGGAAUAUAUAAAUUAAAAAAAAUAUCAUUGGAAGGGGCUGCAGUGAUAGCUCAGUGGGCA